GUAAAUUUAGUUUAGUACAUUUAUAGUUAUCCCCUAUAAUCUUUAUUCAUUGCUUACCUAACUCCUGACACAUGCUCAGACUCUUCCGUCUGCAGGUUACAGGAAUGGAGUCCAAGUUGUUAGACUUUUCAAAGUCUCUUCAGAUAUGUAAGGCCUUAGAAUCAUUAGUAUCUCGGGGCUUUGGGCCACAGGGUCUACAGACAUUGAUGUGUACCUCCACUGGACAAGUCUUAAUGUCAAACAAUGGUGCAACAAUUUUUAAUGCAUUGCAUAUUGGUCAUCCAGUGGGAAGGUUAGUUGUGGAUGCUGUUAACCAGAUGACUCAGUACACAGGAGAUGGAAGUAAAGUUUUCAUCAUAAUGUUAACAGAUAUGUUACAGCAGAUAGACUUGAGGUAUUCUGAGAGAGAAAGAGGUGAAUUGAUAAGGGGCAUAACUCACUUUAAUCAACACCUUUUUCCUAGACUUCAGCAGCAUGUAUUAAAACAUUCAAGGACAUGCAAUUUAAGCAGUGAUAAAAAAGCAUUUUGUGAAAGCAUUGAGGGUGUGUUAAGAGGUGUCAUUUCCCCACACUAUUCUGCAAGGGUGGUAGAAAGUUUGACAAGAGUUGUGAUGUCAUCAUUGAACUUUGACCUGUCCCCUAGCCUCUUUCUGGAGCAGAUAUCAAUAAUGACACAAAACUUCAGUCAGCUGGCAAUUAAAAACAUUGGUUCAUCUAUAUCUGAUUCUGCAACAGUAGAUUCAUACAUUAUUCAAAGAGAUUUUGUUACUAAUUUUGAAAUGUGUUCUAUGGAUUGUGUGAAAUUUGUUGUUCUGAUGUGCUCAAUCGAAGGACAUAUAAACUCUGAGGAUGGAGAAUCUAUUUAUCUGUCCACCAAUGACAGUUUGGGGAAUUUUAUGAAAUAUCAAAGAGAACGAGCGGAAAAGUUUGCAUCCCUGUGUAAUGAACAGGAUAUAACUCUGGUGAUUAGUUCAAUGGGAAUACCCAAGUAUUGUCUACAAGUUCUCAGUUCCCAGAAAAUUUCUGUGAUACAUUAUGUGGAGGAAGAAGACGUUGAAUUCCUUAGUCAGAUGUGCCAAAAAAGUAUGAUUUCAGAAUUUCCCAUUACGAAAUUUAUGGAAAAGGAAAUAUUUCUAGCUUCGUCUUGUAAGAGAGUAAUCAUGAAUGGUAGACUCUGUGUUCAAGUGAUACCAAGUGGCGAGCAACUUGCUCCAUUUACGAAAACUCUUCUGUUGACAGCACCGACUGACGGAUUGUGUGCACAGCUAUAUACAGUCAUUCAUAAAGCCAUUAAAGCUGUGUAUUUGUCCCUUAAUCCUCCAUGUUUACUGAAGACCACAGAAGACAGUGAAAAUUGUACUUCUUUUACAUUACCUGGAGGAGCAAGUUUUGAACUUCUCUGCCGAGCAUUUUUGGUGAAGAUCAGCAGAAAUAAAAUUCACAAUAAGGAUAUGCAGAUGGCUGAGAUACUAGAAAGAGCUUUUUUAACUGUUACCAGAAUACUAUACAGAAAUGUGUCUGAAACAACAAUGAAUGAAACUCACAAUUUCCUUGUCAAAUUGUCCUAUAUACAAAAUGAGACUGAUUCAUCUACGGACAGUUUUAAAUGUUUCGGAUUUGACAGAAGAGGAACUGUUAAAGAUAUGGAGAAGGAAGGGGUGCUGGAGUCAUUAAAUGUUAAGUUCCAUGUUGUUUCUUGUGUACUUAAUUUAUUGAGUACAAUUUUGAAAACUAAUGGUAUAAUUGGAAUAAAAAAUGCUUAACUUUU
This is a messenger RNA of Saccostrea echinata, 1768 nucleotides long. RefSeq names its product Bardet-Biedl syndrome 10 protein homolog. Gene Ontology annotation, molecular function: ATP binding. The record is from RefSeq and is a predicted model, not a curated record. Gene Ontology annotation, biological process: chaperone-mediated protein complex assembly. The transcript is spliced from 2 exons. Lineage: Eukaryota; Metazoa; Mollusca; Bivalvia; Ostreida; Ostreidae. The coding region runs from base 72 to 1763 and encodes 563 amino acids.